This is a messenger RNA of Exophiala aquamarina CBS 119918, 1059 nucleotides long. RefSeq lists its product as uncharacterized. NCBI's taxonomy places the organism in Eukaryota, Fungi, Ascomycota, Eurotiomycetes, Chaetothyriales, Herpotrichiellaceae. The coding region runs from base 1 to 1059 and encodes 352 amino acids. The record is from RefSeq and is a predicted model, not a curated record. The transcript is spliced from 3 exons.
AUGAAGACUAAAUCCCUGAUCAACUUGCUGCUGUCCACUGUUCCACCCACUCUCGUUUUGUCUCAAACCCCGACUACUUUCGCAACACCAUGGCCGAAAGGCUCGACAGCGACGCCAACGACGCCAACGACGUCGUCGGCUACAUUCCCGACAGAGGCCGUUCUAACUGGCGCAGGCGCACCUCCAUGGCCUCCUACCGAUGCUAUAAUACCUUCGUCAGCGUGGUCAAGUGGCGCAUUUCCAACGGUCAGUUGGCCUCCCAUUGGUGCCGGCCCUCCACAUUGGCGUCCAAAUUGGCCAACAACUGGCACGAAGCCACCGCAAAUCCCAGAGUGGGUGUUUCGCAUACCAAAGAACGUUCUUCCCAUGCGAAUUGCGCACGCCGCACUUGCAGCAAGCGCGUUCUUGCUGUUCUUCCCCAUCGGAGGCGUCAUUAUUCGCAUCUUCGAUCCUCGGCUUGAGAGAUAUUCUUAUAUCGUGUGGGUUCAUGUUAUCUUGCAGGGAGUCGGCUAUGUUCUUUUCACCGCAGCUGCAGGGAUGGGAAUAUACAUAGCAAAGCACCUUCACGCACUAAGUAAAUAUCACCCGAUAAUCGGCAUAUUUAUCUUCGCACUCAUGGCCGUGCAACCAGUGACUGAGUUGCUCAACCACUACUUGUUUGAACGAUAUCCAAACGUUCGAUAUGUCGGAUAUGUUCACCUGUGGCUCGGCCGUUUCUUGCUGGCGGCCGGAAUUGUGAAUGGUGGGCUGGGCUUCCAUUUCGCCGAAUCCAUUCCCGGACCAAAGUGGCCACAAUGGCCAAAAGUAGCAUACGGUGCUAUAGCCACUUUGGUAGUUGUCAUCUACGUGGCUAUCAUCAUCGUCUGGACGAAGUUGAACGCCGAGGGUGAGGCCCUUCACGAUGUCGACGAUGAAGAGACAACGCCCAGAGGGGCGACGGCUGAGGUCAAGACCUCGACAAGCUCAGGGGUCAAUGCUACGACAGCUGCGGACGGCAUCCAGGUUAUCCCGGGCCCGGCUAGGGAAAUGAAGCAGGGGCCUCGAUCAAACGCGGUGUGA